AUGGAGCCUUGCCCCAAGGGAGACACGGUGGGACAUGGUAGCCAGUUUGAGAAACGUGUAACCCGCAAGGUCGACAUGCGCCUGUUACCUCUGUGCGCCUUUGCCUACCUGCUCAACUACCUUGACCGAUCAAACUUGGGCAAUGGCAAGAUCCUCAACCAAGAGACUGGGGACUCGUUGCUUCAGAAGACUGGCAUGAACUCGGCCCAUUACUCCAUUGUUCUCACCGUCUUCGGUGUGGCAUACACGGUCUUUGAUAUCCCGGCCAACUGGGUGAUGAAGCGGUACGUCCGCCCGUCACGGUGGCUUGGCCUUCUCAUGUUCCUAUGGGGGGUUGUUACUCUGGGGUUCGGCUGGGUCCGGAACUUCACCACCGUCCUAGUCCUGCGCUUCUUCAUCGGUGUCUUUGAGGCUGGCUUUUUCCCAGGCAUCGUGUACUUGAUCACCUUUUGGUAUGCAACGAACCAGCGGUCUCUCCGCAUUGCCUUCGUGCUCGCAUCGGCGACUCUUGCUGGAGCCUUUGGGGGCUGCAUCGGCUACGGCGUCGGGCACUUGAACGGUGACGGCGGCCUCGAGGGCUUCCGAUGGCUUUUUAUUAUCGAGGGUGCCUUGACCAUCACCUCUGUUCCUCUGGUGGUGGCAUUCUUGCCCAAUUGGCCGGCCGUGACGACCUGGCUCGACAAUGACGAGAAGAGAUACAUCAUCAGUCGUGUCGAGGAGGGAGCGGGCGGGUUCACUCGGGAGAAGGCGAGCCGACGAGAGAUUCUAGAGACUUGUUUCGCUCCACGUAUGGUGGCCCAUUAUCUGGCCUAUUUGGCCAACGCUGUUGUCCUAAACUCGCUCGCCUAUUUCACCCCUACUAUCGUGGCCAAUCUCGGAUACAAGUCCAUCACGGCUCAGCUCAUGACGGUACCUCCCUGGGUCGUGGGCUACGUCGUCUCAUUAGGCCUGGCCUACUCGUCUGACCGUUUCAACGCCCGUGGUUUACACAUUGCUGGGGCAGCCUUUGUGAGUGGCGUAGGAUUCCUCGCCUGCACCCUGCUCCCCGCAGACGCUUACUCUGAGCGCUACGGGUGUCUCUUUCUCAUCGCCUGCGGAGCCUUCCCUAGCGCUGCCCCCAUGGUCGGCUGGGUUACAUGCAACGUUCCAAGCAAGAGAACCAUGGGACUUGCCGCGGCCAUGAACAAUGGAACAGUGGGAAUCGCAUCUAUCAUCUCGGUUUGGAUUUGGCCGGCCAAGGAUGCGGCGAGCGGAUUCCCUACGGGAAACAUCGUGUGCUCGGCUGCUGGAUUCCUCACCGCGGCCCUGAUGCUGGGGCUCAGAUUUUGCUACGGCAGGAUGAAUAAGAAUGGUGAGCUGGACGCCAGUGGGGUGCAACGAGUUUGGGCAUACUAG
Fusarium vanettenii 77-13-4 is the source of this 1395-nucleotide messenger RNA. RefSeq lists its product as uncharacterized. Lineage: Eukaryota; Fungi; Ascomycota; Sordariomycetes; Hypocreales; Nectriaceae. The record is from RefSeq and is a predicted model, not a curated record. The coding region runs from base 1 to 1395 and encodes 464 amino acids. Gene Ontology annotation, biological process: transmembrane transport. The transcript has 3 exons. Gene Ontology annotation, cellular component: membrane. Gene Ontology annotation, molecular function: transmembrane transporter activity.